AAAAGAAAAACAAGAUUCAGUAGUCGAAAACGAAGAGAGCACCAUGAGGACUCUGUCCCUGCUCGCCGUCCUCCUCCUUGUCGUCGCUUCCCACCCGCGCAACGCCGCCAACGCCCACGGCGGCCACCGGUUCGGCAAGGAGAAGCUCACCAACCUGCGCUUCUACCUGCACGACACCCUCAGCGGCAGCGACCCGACGGCCGUCCCGGUGGCGCACGGCGCCAGCACCACGCCCAGGCCCGGCGACCCCACGCCCUUCAGCUCCGUCUACGUCGUCGACGACGUGCUCACGGAGGGGCCCGAGCGGACGUCCAGGGUCGUCGGCAGCGCGCAGGGGCUGUACGCGUCCACGGGCAGGCACGGGCUGGGCCUCGUCCUGGGCAUCGACUUCGCCUUCAACGACUACAACGGCAGCUCCUUCGUGGUCUUCUCGCGCAACCCCGUCGCGGACGGGGACGGCAGGGAGCUCGCCGUCGUCGGCGGCCGCGGCGCCUUCCGGCUGGCCCGCGGCUUCGCGCUGCUCCGCACGCACUACCUCAACACCGGCAACGGGGACGCCAUCAUCGAGUACAACGUCACCCUCAUGCACUACUGAUGAGAGUUUUGUUUGCUUGUUUCCUCCGUUGAUUAUAAUCAUAAAACGUGCCGUGCGUGAUUGAGGUUUUUCUUGCUCCGUGUCUGCUGGUUUGCACAGGCGUACUCUCCUUUCAGUACGUAUAGCACUCUAAAUUUCACACUUGUCCUAGUCCGAAUUUUCCUGCAACAUAAUAAGACGAGACAACCUGAUACAGCGUA
Triticum aestivum (bread wheat) is the source of this 795-nucleotide messenger RNA. Its product is annotated as dirigent protein 4. Bases 44 to 595 code for a protein of 183 amino acids. The transcript has a single exon. The record is from RefSeq and is a predicted model, not a curated record. Lineage: Eukaryota; Viridiplantae; Streptophyta; Magnoliopsida; Poales; Poaceae.